Molecule: messenger RNA, 4499 nt
Organism: Malaya genurostris
Lineage: Eukaryota; Metazoa; Arthropoda; Insecta; Diptera; Culicidae
Product: TOX high mobility group box family member 3-like
Exons: 12
Coding region: 1405-3357 (650 amino acids)
Biological process (GO): regulation of transcription by RNA polymerase II
Cellular component (GO): nucleus
Molecular function (GO): chromatin DNA binding
Source: RefSeq, a predicted model, not a curated record
UUUUUUCUUCAUUCGGUCAGCGACCGUUCGUGUAGUAACAUAGUAGGUUCGGGUGCCCGUUCUAGUUUGAUAUUUCUUUCUCUUACUAGAAAUAUUGAGGAAAAAACGUUUGAAACCGUCCGUGUGUACCUUACAGAGAACAUUUUCUCUCUCACGCGGUCGUCCGGUGCAUUGCCAGUUGCAUAGACGGAAAAUUCGUGCAGUUUCUUUCACUUUUUCCGUGUAUCUACACUCGGUUAUGCUUGCGCAAGGUGUGAUGAUCCGGUAAGCCUAGUAGCAGCAACAGAACAGGCUCGAUGCAACAUGUUAAACAAGUGUCUAAUUUGGUGAUACAGCGCAAUUGCAUUCCAGGCAUAUUUGGAUUCCGCUUGAAUUGUGAAUAAUUUCGAGAUGGAAAUAGUGACAUAACGAUGUACACGAUUAGUGCAAAGUAAUAUAUCGUGAAGGAAGACUACUGAAGUCAUUCAAACUUUACUCGCACCCAAGCACAUCCUGGAUUAAAAUUUCAUUUAUGUAUUUAGAUAUACACACGUGUUUGGAUACAUUUAUGCAUUGAGUGGUGCAAUCAAAGACAAACAGUUGAAUAACAAAUGAGGAAGAAAAUGUAAUGAGAUGAGAUUAAAGUGAUUCAUUGUGUAACAAUGUAUUAAAUCAACGUAGAAGCUACACAAAGUAAACUAUACGCGCAAGUUCAGUUACAGUAUGCUUCAGUGUAUAAAUAUAUUUAAAAAUUUGGAACUUCAACACACUGUGCCCGUGCGGUAGAGACAAGAAAGUGCAUCUUUCUUUUUUCACACGAGAAAACUAGUUCACGAAAACAGCUGAAAAUACAAGAAGUCAAAAUUAACCUACAAUAAUAUAGUGACGGGUAGCAAAAUAAGUGAGAAGAACGAGAAGCGAGAUAAAAAAAGUGUUUGGAUUACAAGAAGAAAAUUUGCCUCUUCCUGGUUUGUGCAACCAGAAGUAACACGAAAGUGGCAACAGCAGCAAGAGUGAGGUAGGCGGCCAGCUCAUCAGCUUGCCUAUUGUGCUCUUGUGUGGUGACUUCAACGCCGGUGUUGAAAGUUAAUCGUGCAUAAAAAGAAAAUAAGUAAUUAUCCUUUUAAAUAAGAAAAUUGAGGCAAAAAAGGAGAGGCGCACAGCGUGGAGGAAAAAAAAAGAUGUUCAACCAAGUUGAAAAUUGGGAAAAGCAAAAGAAGAAAAUAAUCGAUGUGCUACAAUUAUAAGUGAGAUAAUUCCGUUGUUUUUCUUUCCUCUCUCUCUCUCCCUUCUUCACCUGCUUUCGUUUGGACCCACCCCCACACUGGCCGUUUGCUGAUUCUAUAACAAUAUCUGUGAAUACUUGUUUACAUUGUUCACCGUCAACGGAAUAUCGAACGGUGUUUUUCACGGUGUACCGUUAACAUGGAGACUAGUUACAACAGUGGCAACGGGGAAUUCGACGUUAAUAUGUUCGAUCAGUACAUUUAUAAGCGCAACGAGUCAAAUCUUGACGUCUCUUUAUCAGUGCCACAUUACAAUGGCCAGCACGGGCAUCAGUACAACAUGAAUGAUCAUACAUUCCAUACGCCGUCAUUUGGCGACGAGGAAUUUGACAUUCCUACGAUGAACUCGCAUCUUCAGCAACAACAACAUUCUCAUCAAACGCAUCAAAUGGAACAGCAUCAAUAUCAAAUGCACAAUAAUGGCCAACCGCCGCCCCAUCUAGGAAUGUUAAAUGAUCAACAGCAGUCACAACAACAGCAGCAGCAGCAGCAGCAGCAACAACAACAACAACAACAACAACAACAACAACAACAACAACAGCAACAACAACAAUACAAUCAGUGGCACCAGGAGUCUCAUAUAAAUCACCACAGUCCGUACCCGAUGCAGUCACCGAACCAACCCACAUAUCAUCAGCUGAAUAGCCCUAGUCCCAACAAUCCGAAUGCAACACUGCACGUCUUGCAGCCGCCGCAACAGUCGCCUCAGAUGCCAACGCAAAUGUCACCGCCAGUGAGCUCCGGUGCGCCCGUCGGUGGUCCUGGGGGAUUCGUGGGCCGGUCCCCACCCCAGGCCGGUGGACAUCAUAUUGGCGGCAACGAACUGGGGACGACCAGUGAGGAUAGCGAUGACGCCAUUCCGACCAACACGUUGAAAAGGCCUUCGCCGGAACCGGUGUUCGAUAGCGACUCUAGCAAUGCCAAAGCCUCUGCUGCGUCGCUAGCGAAAAAGCCAAAGGUAGCCAAGAAGAAGAAAAAACGGGAUCCUAACGAGCCGCAAAAGCCCGUGUCCGCUUACGCAUUAUUCUUUCGUGACACCCAAGCUGCCAUCAAAGGUCGAAAUCCAAACGCGUCAUUCGGCGAAGUGUCAAAAAUUGUCGCUUCGAUGUGGGACGUGUUAGCAACAGAGCACAAAAACGUGUACAAGAAGAAAACUGAGGCUGCCAAAAAGGAAUAUCUUAAAGCUUUGGCAGCAUAUCGAGCGAGCUUAGUUUCUAAGGGUACGGAAGGUGAUCAGCAGCAGUCCUCCCAGCAGCAGCAGCAACCGAUGUAUUCUCCACCCCCACCGUCCCAGCAGCAUUCGAGCCAGCAGCUACCGCCUCCGCAGCAGCAGAAUAAUCACAUGGUGAAUCAUUCGCAACCGUCACCACAGCAUGGUCAACCAGUUCCACAAGUAAGCCCCCAUAUGCCCGGACAGGGAGGUCACAUGCCGCCACAGAACAACAGCUAUCCGCCACCAUACGCAUCACCGUACAAGUCGUCGCAGCAGGCCAUGAUGCAAAUGCAACCGCAUCUUCAACAUCACAACCACCCAGGACAGCCACAAGCCCAACCACCGCCGCACCACAUGCAAAUUAAUUCAAUGGCUGCCCAGCAGCAACAACAACAACAGCAGCAAAUGAUGGGUCAACAACCACAAAUGGGAAUGUCACCUCAGCAACAACACCAACAACAGAUGCAGCAAAACCACCUUACCAGUGCAAACAUGAACGGAAUGAUGAACAUGGGCAUGACACCACCGCAGUCACACUACAUGAAUCAACAGAUGCACAGUCAGCAGCAAGGGCAGCAGCACUCUCAGGCUCCUGGUCACCCGAUGCAGCAGCAGCAACAGCAACAACAGCAGUCGGUGGGGGGUGGUCACAUGAGCCCCCAUCAAGUUGCCCCACCACUAUCCGGCAGUCCUCCGCAGCAGAACGUACCGUCCCAACAGUGUAUCCGGCACGGAUGUCAGAACAAAGCGAUCGUCAAUUCGGACUGGGAGGAUGAGUACUGCAGUAACGAAUGUGUCAUAACACACUGCCGAGAUGUAUUCGGUAACUGGGUGCAGACUAACAACUCGCAGCAGCAAACAUACUCAGCUGUUAAGUAAGCUGCUGGACUUCGGCACAGCCGGAUUAACGAGAGGGUGCAAUCCAUGAGAGGCUCCCAUUCAAAGCGUAACUAUUAAAACAAACAAAUAUAAUCGAUUCGUAAUUUACUGUUAUUACUGGAAAAAUUACACACUUUUUACAAUGAUACAACUUUUAAUCUAAGGAUAACACACUAUAGCCAAUAAGACGUACACAAUAAAGUAUAAAACAUGAUUGAAUUGAAUUCAGCAAUCAAAUACAACGUAUCGUGGAAAACUAUUUCAACCAACAAAAAGACAGCCAAAAGUUGCAAUUAUUUUUAGUAAGAAAAUUGAGACCACAGUCACAGGAACAAAACUUGUUAAGUAAAGUAAUUUCCAGAAUAAAAAAACUGUCCUCUUUCUUCGUUAUAUUUCAUAUUGUAAAUAGUUUUCGUAGUGAUUUCUUCUCGUAACAGAAGAAAUUGAGGAAAACGAUCGAAUGAAAAAAAAAAGAAUAAUAUACGUGUAUACAUCUGUCUGUCACAUAAACCGUGAGGCUGUAUAUUGUUAUUUCUUCCUCUAAUUUAUCUCGAUGAUGUUGUUUUUCUAUUAGUUUGUACAAUAAAAACCACGAUAGGCAAAUAACUAUUGAAGUAAGUAGUUGUCGUUAUUAAAACCAAGAAAUAAAUUACAUUGUAGUAUAGAAAGACUCACAAAAGCAUACAAGAAAGCAACAGAAAACAAACUAAUGAAAGUAUAAAACUGCAAAUCAUUUAGGUAAAUGGCAUGUAAAAGCAAACUAAAUUAAAACUUCUCAUCGUACGGUCCGGAGUGAAUCGUUGAAGUAUGGAAAUUUACAUACUUUCCGAAUUCCGUUGUGGGGCAUCAUGCUCAUUCAUUAUCACCACCUACACGUGAAUAUCAUCAUCAUCAUCAGUACUGCGGUUCCAUGCUUUCUCAUCACCAUCAUCAAUCAAAAUAUAUAAACCUCGUCCUGUCGAGGAACAAAAUUUGAAGGAGGCGUAACAAAUGCCAACGCCACGUCUUUUGUGCUGUUGAAAUGGUGCCAAUCAAUACUUUAUUGAUUGUGAAAGGAAAAAUAAAGAUAUAUUCAAACAGUACUUGCAGAUCGAUAAGGCAUAAUACAUACUAAUAAAAUUACUAUUUUGUAGAAAGUUAAA